AUGGAACCUCCAUAUUGGUCUCCGCAACCGCCCAAUGAUGAGCUCGUGUGCGGCUACCUUAAGGAGUCCUGGACGGGAGUUAAUCAACCAAGCAGGAACAAAAUCGACCCCAUCACCUUCUCUGACGCAAACGACCUGGUUUACCUCGACCCUAUUGCGCAAUCUAGACGUGGUCGCUCAAAAGCGAAGAAAAAGGACCUGCUGCCAGACUUGCUGAGAGGCGUCAUCGACACGUCCCCCGUGCGACACGCCCGGCUGUCAAUCCGCUCUGCUCAGCGCUCUUCUCAGGCCCAGUUACCAAACAUAAAGACUCAGAGAAAGGAAAUCAACAGCGACACUACCGAACCGCACCCCGGCUCACAACCAAACAGCAAAAGCCAACACCCCGAACUUCCUGCCUCUGAGGCAAUCGAGGUCUCAGGCUCUCAGCCAUGUACACCGCCGUGGCCACCUCCCCGUCUCCAAAAUCUUCACGCCAACGACCGCUCUGACUCCCCCGACGGUGGACAGCUGCCAUCCAAUUUUCCGCGCAAAUAUUUCCUCGCCAACGACUGCUCUGACUCUCCCGACGGUGGACAGCUGCCACCCAAUUUCCCGCGCGAAGAUGCCCUCGCGCUUCCGGCACUUCAGUCCCCGCCUAACGCGUCCCCUGUCCUUCCAUCGUCAGACGACGAUGUCGUCUUGGAUGAGACCCCACGCUUGGCUUUCCCGGUUCCCGACCUCUUGGUGAAGCUCAACGAGCUUGCAGUCUGA
Molecule: messenger RNA, 753 nt
Organism: Lasiosphaeria miniovina
Lineage: Eukaryota; Fungi; Ascomycota; Sordariomycetes; Sordariales; Lasiosphaeriaceae
Exons: 2
Coding region: 1-753 (250 amino acids)
Source: RefSeq, a predicted model, not a curated record